Molecule: messenger RNA, 11302 nt
Organism: Drosophila ananassae
Lineage: Eukaryota; Metazoa; Arthropoda; Insecta; Diptera; Drosophilidae
Product: mucin-2
Exons: 2
Coding region: 6-10829 (3607 amino acids)
Source: RefSeq, a predicted model, not a curated record
UUAGAAUGGAAACAAAAUUUUUGCAAAUGAUUAUACUUAUUGUGAUAUUGGUGCAUUUUUUUCUACUAUUGGUAAUCUUCUACGUAUGUUUAUAUUUGGAUAAGCCUGCUGCAGCCGAGGACCGAACUUCCGAUAAAUACGAAUCUUCAGCACAGCUUAGAGCACAAGAUCCAGACCUUCCACACGCCUCAGGUCCAACAGAAACAAUAGCACAGUCUAAUGGUACCCCAAAAUCCCAAACUUCCACGGUGACAGGGUCAAUAAGUAACUCGUAUCCCAAUGGGAAUCCUGUAAUACCAUUUUGGAAAUUAAAAAGGGAUGUAACAAGUGAAACUAAUACGGCAAUGAGAAUGUUACAGGAAACAUUUAUACCAGGCUCUGUUAAAGAUUCCAGAGAUGCAAGGUCUCAAGAGGAACUUACUGUUCUUAAUCCGAAAAAACUUUCAAGACCAACGAAUACCCCAAUAAGAUCGAACAGAAUUUUGAACAACAGCGACAUUGUAAGUAUUUUAAAUCCGAAUAAUGUAACAAUGCCAAAUAAAUCAGUUAGGAAAAGCUCAAGAGAAAAAAUGGAUGCAUCCAAUCCAAAUAUAAAAAAUACAUCAGAGAAGAAAGAAUAUCUACGUAAAAAAACUACAAGAAAGGAAAUAUUCAUAUCCAAUCCGAAUAAAGAAAAUACAUCAGAGAAGGAAUAUGUUCGUAAAAAAACUACACGAAAGGAAAUUUUUAUAUCCAAUCCGAAUAAAAUAACUACAAGAGAAAAGACAGUAUAUAAAGGAGAAAAAACCACAAGAAAGGAAAUAUUUAUAGACAAUCCGAAUAAAGAAACUACACCGAUAAAGACAGUAGCUGAGACCACAAGAGAAGAAUUAAAUAUACCCAAUCCGAAUAAAGAAACUACACCGAUAAAGACAGUAGCGGAGACCACAAGAGAAGAAUUAAAUAUACCCAAUCCGAAUAAAGAAACUACACCGAUAAAGACAGUUGCUGAGACCACAAGAGAGAAAUUAAAAAUACCCAAUCCGAAUAAAGAAACUACAACGGAAAAGACAACAAGUACUAGUAGAAAAACAACCAGAGAAGAAAUAAUUAUUCCAAAUCCUAAUAAGGAAACAACACCAGGAACGUCUAAGCCAGAACCGCAGAAAACAACACGGGAGGAACUGAAUCUUUCAAACCCAAACAAGGUUACUACACCUCCAUUUAAAAAAACAACAAGGGAGGCAAUACUUAUUCCCAAUCAAUUUUUAGUUUCUACAACACGAAAAACGAAAUCUACGAGGAAGCCUAUUGUUGCAACAAAUCCAUUUAAGGAUACGACUACAUUCUUCACAAAAUCAACAAGGGAUGAAAUUGAAGUUCCUAAUACAUUAGGAGACUCCGGAAUAUCCAAAACAUCUAGAGCUUCAUUAUACAUUUCAAAUCCAUUUGAACAAACAACCAGAGAUUUAUUAUAUAUUUCCAAUCCAUUUGAAGAGGCAACUGCUGGAACAACAAGGGCACCAAUAGUUGUUUCCAAUCCGUUUGAACAUGCACCAACUUCGCCAACCACAAGGAAGCCAGUGGCAAUUCCAAAUCCAUUCGAAGAUUCUACAUCACGAACGGUGGGAACUACGAGAGGGGAACUUAUAAUUCCAAAUCCGUUUGGGCAUUCAACUGGAAUGGGCGUAGACGACACUACCAGAGAGGCGCUAGUGGUUCCAAAUCCCUUCGAACCAACAGCGACAUCGUCUAAAACCACAAGAAAGCCAAUGGUUGUUCCAAAUCCUUUCGAGAAUUCCAUAUCUACAACGUCGGGUACAACGAGAGAGGAAUUAAUGAUUCCCAAUCCAUUUGAAGGCAAUACAACACAAAAUCCCUUCGCUCCCACAACGACUAAAUUAAAAACUACAAGGAAACCACUGGCAAUUCCAAAUCCUUUCGAGGAUUCGACGACGCCGGGAACAACGAGAAUAGAACUAAUGAUUCCCAAUCCAUUUGAAGGCAAUACAACACAAAAUCCCUUCGCUCCCACAACGACUAAAAUAAAAACUACAAGGAAGCCACUGGCAAUUCCAAAUCCUUUCGAGGAUUCGACGACGCCAGGAACAACGAGAAUGGAACUAAUGAUUCCCAACCCAUUUGAAGGCAAUACAACACAAAAUCCCUUCGCUCCCACAACGACUAAAUUAAAAACUACAAGGAAACCACUGGCAAUUCCAAAUCCUUUCGAGGAUUCGACGACGCCGGGAACAACGAGAAUAGAACUAAUGAUUCCCAAUCCAUUUGAAGGCAAUACAACACAAAAUCCCUUCGCUCCCACAACGACUAAAUUAAAAACUACAAGGAAACCACUGGCAAUUCCAAAUCCUUUCGAGGAUUCGACGACGCCGGGAACAACGAGAAUAGAACUAAUGAUUCCCAAUCCAUUUGAAGGCAAUACAACACAAAAUCCCUUCGCUCCCACAACGACUAAAUUAAAAACUACAAGGAAACCACUGGCAAUUCCAAAUCCUUUCGAGGAUUCGACAACGGCGGGAACAACAAGAAAGGAACUAUUGAUUCCCAAUCCGUUCGAAGGCAAUACAACACAAAAUCCGUUCGCUCCCACAACGACUAAAUUAAAAACUACGAGGAAGCCACUGGCAAUUCCAAAUCCUUUCGAGGAUUCGACAACGGCGGGAACAACAAGAAAGGAACUAUUGAUUCCCAAUCCGUUCGAAGGCAAUACAACACAAAAUCCGUUCGCUCCCACAACGACUAAAUUAAAAACUACAAGGAAGCCACUGGCAAUUCCAAAUCCUUUCGAGAGUUCGACAUCGGCGGAAAUAACAAGGGAGGAACUUAUGAUUCCCAAUCCGUUUGAAGACACAACUAGCAUGGAAGGCGAAAACACAACCAGAGAAGCGAUAGUGGUUCCCAAUCCUUUCGACAACACAGGGACUACUUCGAAAACGACAAGGAAGCCAAUGGUUGUUCCAAAUCCUUUCGAGAAUUCCACAUCCACUACGGCGGGAACAACGAGGGAAGAACUUCUGAUUCCCAAUCCUUUUGAAGACACAACUAGUAUGGAAGAGGAAAACACAACAAGAGAAGCGAUAGUAGUUCCCAAUCCUUUCGGCAACACAGGGACUACUUGGAAAACGACAAGGAAACCAUUGGUUGUUCCAAAUCCUUUCGAGAAUUCCACAUCGACAACAGUGGGAACAACGAGAGAGGAGCUUAUGGUUCCCAAUCCGUUUGAAGGCACAACUAGCAUGGAAGGGGAAAACACAACCAGAGAAGCGAUAGUGGUUCCCAAUCCUUUCGAUAAUACUGGGACUACUUCGAAAACAACAAGGAAGCCAAUGAUUGUUCCAAAUCCUUUCGAGAAUUCCACAUCCACUACGGCGGGAACAACGAGGGAGGAACUUCUGAUUCCCAAUCCGUUUGAAGACACAACUAGUAUGGAAGAGGAAAACACAACAAGAGAAGCGAUAGUAGUUCCCAAUCCUUUCGACAACACAGGGACUACUUGGAAAACGACAAGGAAACCAUUGGUUGUUCCAAAUCCUUUCGAGAAUUCCACAUCGACAACAGUGGGAACAACGAGAGAGGAGCUUAUGGUUCCCAAUCCGUUUGAAGGCACAACUAGCAUGGAAGGGGAAAACACAACCAGAGAAGCGAUAGUGGUUCCCAAUCCUUUCGAUAAUACUGGGACUACUUCGAAAACAACAAGGAAGCCAAUGAUUGUUCCAAAUCCUUUCGAGAAUUCCACAUCGACAACAGUGGGAACAACGAGAGAGGAGCUUUUGGUUCCCAAUCCGUUUGAAGACACAACUAGUAUGGAAGAGGAAAACACAACAAGAGAAGCGAUAGUAGUUCCCAAUCCUUUCGGCAACACAGGGACUACUUGGAAAACGACAAGGAAACCAUUGGUUGUUCCAAAUCCUUUCGAGAAUUCCACAUCGACAACAGUGGGAACAACGAGAGAGGAGCUUAUGGUUCCCAAUCCGUUUGAAGGCACAACUAGCAUGGAAGGGGAAAACACAACCAGAGAAGCGAUAGUGGUUCCCAAUCCUUUCGAUAAUACUGGGACUACUUCGAAAACAACAAGGAAGCCAAUGAUUGUUCCAAAUCCUUUCGAGAAUUCCACAUCCACUACGGCGGGAACAACGAGGGAGGAGCUUAUGGUUCCCAAUCCGUUUGAAGACACAACUAGUAUGGAAGGGGAAAACACAACCAGAGAACCGAUAGUGGUUCCCAAUCCUUUCGACAACACAGGGACUACUUCGAAAACGACAAGGAAACCAUUGGUUGUUCCAAAUCCUUUCGAGAAUUCCACAUCGACAACAGUGGGAACAACGAGAGAGGAGCUUAUGGUUCCCAAUCCGUUUGAAGGCACAACUAGCAUGGAAGGAGAAAUCACAACCAGAGAAGCGAUAGUGGUUCCCAAUCCUUUCGACAACACAGGGACUACUUCGAAAACGACAAGGAAGCCAAUGGUUGUUCCAAAUCCUUUCGAGAAUUCCACAUCCACUACGGCGGGAACAACAAGGGAAGAACUUCUGAUUCCCAAUCCUUUUGAAGACACAACUAGCAUGGAAGGCGAAAACACAACCAGAGAAGCGAUAGUUGUUCCCAAUCCUUUCGAUAAUACUGGGACUACUUCGAAAACAACAAGGAAGCCAAUGAUUGUUCCAAAUCCUUUCGAGAAUUCCACAUCCACUACGGCGGGAACAACGAGGGAGGAGCUUAUGGUUCCCAAUCCGUUUGAAGACACAACUAGUAUGGAAGGGGAAAACACAACCAGAGAAGCGAUAGUGGUUCCCAAUCCUUUCGACAACACGGGGACUACUUCGAAAACGACAAGGAAACCAUUGGUAGUUCCAAAUCCUUUCGAGAAUUCCACAUCGACAACAGUGGGAACAACGAGAGAGGAGCUUAUGGUUCCCAAUCCGUUUGAAGGCACAACUAGCAUGGAAGGGGAAAACACAACCAGAGAAGCGAUAGUGGUUCCCAAUCCUUUCGAUAAUACUGGGACUACUUCGAAAACAACAAGGAAGCCAAUGAUUGUUCCAAAUCCUUUCGAGAAUUCAACAACGGCGGGAACAACGAGGGAGGAGCUUAUGGUUCCCAAUCCGUUUGAAGACACAACUAGCAUGGAAGGAGAAAUCACAACCAGAGAAGCGAUAGUGGUUCCCAAUCCUUUCGACAACACAGGGACUACUUCGAAAACAACAAGGAAGCCAAUGGUUGUUCCAAAUCCUUUCGAGAAUUCAACAACGGCGGGAACAACGAGGGAGGAGCUUAUGGUUCCCAAUCCGUUUGAAGACACAACUAGCAUGGAAGGAGAAAUCACAACCAGAGAAUCGAUAGUGGUUCCCAAUCCUUUUGACAACACAGGGACUACUUCGAAAACAACAAGGAAGCCAAUGGUUGUUCCAAAUCCUUUCGAGAAUUCGACAACGGCGGGGACAACGAGGGAGGAACUUAUGGUUCCCAAUCCGUUUGAAGACACAACUAGCAUGGAAGGCGAAAACACAACCAGAGAAGCGAUAGUUGUUCCCAAUCCUUUCGCUAAUACUGGGACUACUUCGAAAACGACAAGGAAGCCAAUGGUUGUUCCAAAUCCUUUCGAGAAUUCCACAUCGACAACAGUGGGAACAACGAGAGAGGAGCUUAUGGUUCCCAAUCCGUUUGAAGGCACAACUAGCAUGGAAGGGGAAAAUACAACCAGAGAAGCGAUAGUGGUUCCCAAUCCUUUCGAUAAUACUGGGACUACUUCGAAAACGACAAGGAAGCCAAUGGUUGUUCCAAAUCCUUUCGAGCAUUCCACAUCGACAACAGUGGGAACAACGAGAGAGGAGCUUAUGGUUCCCAAUCCGUUUGAAGACACAACUAGCAUGGAAGGGGAAAACACAACCAGAGAAUCGAUAGUGAUUCCCAAUCCUUUCGACAACACAGGGACUACUUCGAAAACAACAAGGAAGCCAAUGGUUGUUCCAAAUCCUUUCGAGAAUUCGACAACGGCGGGGACAACGAGGGAGGAACUUAUGGUUCCCAAUCCGUUUGAAGAUACAACUAGCAUGGAAGGAGAAAUCACAACCAGAGAAUCGAUAGUGGUUCCCAAUCCUUUCGACAACACAGGGACUACUUCGAAAACAACAAGGAAGCCAAUGGUUGUUCCAAAUCCUUUCGAGAAUUCGACAACGGCGGGGACAACGAGGGAGGAACUUAUGGUUCCCAAUCCGUUUGAAGAUACAACUAGCAUGGAAGGGGAAAAUACAACCAGAGAAGCGAUAGUGGUUCCCAAUCCUUUCGACAACACAGGGACUACUUCGAAAACAACAAGGAAGCCAAUGGUUGUUCCAAAUCCUUUCGAGAAUUCAACAACGGCGGGAACAACGAGGGAGGAACUUAUGGUUCCCAAUCCGUUUGAAGAUACAACUAGCAUGGAAGGAGAAAUCACAACCAGAGAAUCGAUAGUGGUUCCCAAUCCUUUCGACAACACAGGGACUACUUCGAAAACAACAAGGAAGCCAAUGGUUGUUCCAAAUCCUUUCGAGAAUUCAACAACGGCGGGAACAACGAGGGAGGAGCUUAUGGUUCCCAAUCCGUUUGAAGACACAACUAGCAUGGAAGGAGAAAUCACAACCAGAGAAACGAUAGUGGUUCCCAAUCCUUUCGACAACACAGGGACUACUUCGAAAACAACAAGGAAGCCAAUGGUUGUUCCAAAUCCUUUCGAGAAUUCGACAACGGCGGGGACAACGAGGGAGGAACUUAUGGUUCCCAAUCCGUUUGAAGACACAACUAGCAUGGAAGGGGAAAUCACAACCAGAGAAACGAUAGUGGUUCCCAAUCCUUUCGACAACACAGGGACUACUUCGAAAACAACAAGGAAGCCAAUGGUUGUUUCAAAUCCUUUCGAGAAUUCGACAACGGCGGGGACAACGAGGGAGGAACUUAUGGUUCCCAAUCCGUUUGAAGACACAACUAGCAUGGAAGGCGAAACCACAACCAGAGAAGCGAUAGUGGUUCCUAAUCCUUUCGACAACACAGGGACUACUUCGAAAACAACAAGGAAGCCAAUGAUUGUUCCAAAUCCUUUCGAGAAUUCCACAUCGACAACAGUGGAAACAACGAGGGAGGAGCUUAUGGUUUCCAAUCCGUUUGAAGACACAACUAGCAUGGAAGGCGAAACCACAACCAGAGAAUCGAUAGUGGUUCCCAAUCCUUUCGACAACACAGGGACUACUUCGAAAACAACAAGGAAGCCAAUGGUUGUUCCAAAUCCUUUCGAGAAUUCAACAACGGCGGGAACAACGAGGGAGGAACUUAUGGUUCCCAAUCCGUUUGAAGACACAACUAGCAUGGAAGGCGAAAACACAACCAGAGAAGCGAUAGUUGUUCCCAAUCCUUUCGAUAAUACUGAGACUACUUCGAAAACAACAAGGAAGCCAAUGAUUGUUCCAAAUCCUUUCGAGAAUUCCACAUCGACAACGGCGGGAACAACGAGGGAGGAACUUAUGAUUCCCAAUCCGUUUGAAGACACAACUAGCAUGGAAGGGGAAAUCACAACCAGAGAAGCGAUAGUGGUUCCCAAUCCCUUUGAUAACACAGGGACUACUUCGAAAACAACAAGGAAGCCAAUGGUUGUUCCAAAUCCUUUCGAGAAUUCGACAACGGCGGGGACAACGAGGGAGGAACUUUUGGUUCCCAAUCCGUUUGAAGACACAACUAGCAUGGAAGGGGAAAUCACAACCAGAGAAACGAUAGUGGUUCCCAAUCCUUUCGACAACACAGGGACUACUUCGAAAACAACAAGGAAGCCAAUGGUUGUUCCAAAUCCUUUCGAGAAUUCAACAACAGCGGGAACAACGAGGGAGGAACUUAUGGUUCCCAAUCCGUUUGAAGACACAACUAGCAUGGAAGGCGAAACCACAACCAGAGAAGCGAUAGUGGUUCCUAAUCCUUUCGACAACACAGGGACUACUUCGAAAACAACAAGGAAGCCAAUGGUUGUUCCAAAUCCUUUCGAGAAUUCAACAACGGCGGGAACAACGAGGGAGGAACUUAUGGUUCCCAAUCCGUUUGAAGACACAACUAGCAUGGAAGGCGAAACCACAACCAGAGAGGCGAUAGUGGUUCCCAAUCCGUUCGACAACACAGGGACUACUUCGAAAACGACAAGGAAGCCAAUGGUUGUUCCAAAUCCUUUCGAGAAUUCCACAUCGACAACGGCGGGAACAACGAGGGAGGAACUUAUGGUUCCCAAUCCGUUUGAAGACACAACUAGCAUGGAUGCAGAAAACGCUACUAGAGUGUCGCUAGUUAUUCCCAAUCCGUUUGAUCAUCCAUGGCAAGCUAUAAAAAGCACAAGAAAGCCCUUGAUUAUUCCAAACCCGUUUGAAAAUAUGGCAACAACAAGGGAUAGGUUUCACUUAAGUAACCCCUUUAUGGACUAUGAAGAUGUUACCAGGACGACAGGAGGAAAAACAACGUCAAGGACAACUCGAAGCCCAAUAACGUCAAAGACAACUAGAAGCCCAAUAGUUAUCCCAAAUCCGUUUGUGAGUGCCACAAGGACAACGGGAAAAGGAGCAACGAAAACAACGAGAGAGCCAAUAACUAUCCCGAAUCCUUUUGAGGCAUCUACACCAAGAAAGGUUAUAAGUGUUUCCAAUCCUUAUAUGGGAACAACAAGGGACAGGUUCCACUUUAGUAACCCGUUUAUGGAUUAUGAAGAUUCUACAAGGACGACAGGAAGAACAACAACGUCAAAGACAACUAGAAGCCCAAUAGUUAUCCCAAAUCCUUUUUUGAGUGCCACAAGGACAACGGGAAAAGGAGGAACAAAAACCACCAGAGAACCAAUAACUAUCCCAAAUCCUUUUGAGGCUCCUAAAAAGACAACUGAAAAUUCAAAAACGAGUAAGACAACGAGAAAGCCUUUAAUUAUACCGAAUCCGUUUGAGGUUUCUGUAUGGACGACGUCAAAAACAACAACGACGAAGAUUACGAGAGAGCCAAUAGUUGUGCCAAAUCCUUUCAAAGCUCCAAUGACAUCUACACCAAGAAAGGUUAUAAGUGUUUCCAAUCCUUAUAUGGGAACAACAAGGGACAGGUUCCACUUUAGUAACCCGUUUAUGGAUUAUGAAGAUUAUACAAGGACGACAGGAAGAACAACAACGUCAAAGACAACUAGAAGCCCAAUAGUUAUCCCAAAUCCUUUUUUGAGUGCCACAAGGACAACGGGAAAAGGAGGAACAAAAACCACCAGAGAACCAAUAACUAUCCCAAAUCCUUUUGAGGCUCCUAAAAAGACAACUGAAAAUUCAAAAACGAGUAAGACAACGAGAAAGCCUUUAAUUAUACCGAAUCCGUUUGAGGUUUCUGUAUGGACGACGUCAAAAACAACAACGACGAAGAUUACGAGAGAGCCAAUAGUUGUGCCAAAUCCUUUCAAAGCUCCAAUGACAUCUACACCAAGAAAAAUAAUAAGUGUUUCCAAUCCGUAUAUGCCAACAACGAGGGACAGGUUUCACUUUAGUAACCCUUUUAUGGAGUAUGAAGAUUAUACAAGGACGACAAGAAGAACAACAACGUCAAAGACAACUAGAAGCCCAAUAGUUAUCCCAAAUCCGUUUUUGAGUGCCACAAAGACGACAGAAAAAGGAGCAAUGAAAACAACGAGAGAACCAAUAACUAUUCCAAAUCCUUUUGAAGCUCCUAAAAAGACAACUGAAAAAUCAAAAACGAGUAAGACAACCAGAAAGCCUUUAAUUAUACCGAAUCCGUUUGAGGUUUCUGUAUGGACGACGUCUAAAACAACAACAACGAAAAUAACGAGAGAGCCAAUAGUUAUCCCAAAUCCUUUCGAAGCUCCAAAGACGUCUACACCAAGAAAGGUAAUAAGUAUUUCCAAUCCCUAUAUGGGAACAACAAGGGACAGGUUUCACUUCAGUAACCCGUUUAUGGAUUAUGAAGAUUAUACAAGGACGACAAGAAGAACAACAACUUCAAAGACAACGAGAAGCCCAAUACCGUCAAAGACAACUAGAAACCCAAUAGUUAUCCCUAAUCCGUUUUUGAGUGCCACAAGGACAACGGGAAAAGAAGCAACGAAAACAACGAGAGAGCCAAUAACUAUCCCGAAUCCUUUUGAGGCUACUAAAAAGACAACCAAAAAAUCAAAGACGAGUAAGACAACAAGAAAGCCUUUAAUUAUACCGAAUCCGUUUGAGGUUUCUGUAUGGACGACGUCAAAAACAACAACGACGAAGAUAACGAGAGAGCCAAUAGUUGUGCCAAAUCCUUUCGAAGCACCAAAGACGUCUACACCAAGAAAGGUAAUAAGUGUUUCCAAUCCCUAUAUGCCAACAACGAGGGACAGGUUUCACUUUAGUAACCCGUUUAUGGAGUAUGAAGAUUAUACAAGGACGACAAGAAGAACAACAAUUUCAAAGACAACGAGAAGCCCAAUAACGUCAAAGACAACGAGAAGCCCAAUAGUUAUCCCUAAUCCGUUUUUGAGUGCCACAAGGACAACGGGAAAAGAAGCAACGAAAACAACGAGAGAGCCAAUAAUUAUACCGAAUCCUUUCAACAGUUCUAGAAAAACAACAAAAAAAUCGAAAACGACUCAACCAACGAGGAGGCCCAUAAUUAUACCGAAUCCAUUUGAGCAUUCUACAAGAGAUCCAAGACCAACAAGAUUAAACAUAUUUAUUUCCAAUCCGUUUAAAGCAUCUACUCCAAGAAGGGUAAUACAUGUUUCCAAUCCCUAUAUUCCUGUGAAGAAAACUACCAGAGAGAGGUUCCACUUUUAUCACCCGUUUCUGGAGUACGAAUUCUUACCGCAAUAAUAUUAUUGUAAUAUUGGCAUUCAACAACCGCAUACACAACAGCUAGAAAUCGUUUUACGUAAGCAGGUUGUGAAUGGACUUAAGACUUUGUUGGUCGCUGUCAUGUGUGGAUGGUCUAUGAGAAGCUUUUUAAGAUUGGGAUCUGCUACCUGAUAAGGUUGGAGCAAAUCAGCCAAAUAAGCAAAUCAAUUUGUACCAGGACGGUAACCAAUCCAAGAGCAGAUUCUCAUUGCUCAUAGCAAUGUUUUAUGGGGAGAGUUUAAAAAACUCUUUGUUCAUAAUCGGAUGAAGUUCGUGGACUUUUGGCAAAGCUAAUACUUUAAAUCGCAGGCUAUCCUUAAAAGUGACAUCGGAAGAAGAUCUGCCUUUUAUAGUAAAUUGACACAAAUUUUAUGUUUUAUAUAUGAAGAGGAUUUUUUAAAUUGUAACGUGAAUUGUAAUUGUUUGUGACAAUAAAAUUUGUUUGUUUUGAA